CCGGGCGAAAGGGUAGUGUGUGUGUCGGAAAACUACCAAGUUGACUUGUGGCUGCCUGUGCGGGAGCCGGGACGGCUGCGCUCAUUGCCGGGGAGGUUUGUGGGCGGGGUUUGCGUGCUGCGAAAGACGAUAGAAACCGCCGCCGUAGCUGAGGCGAAGGAGGAGAAGAGGAGGAAGGCGAAGAAGAAGGAAAAAGGGAGAAAGAGAGAGGCCGUCGGCUGCCCGCCCGCCCAGAGCAAGUGGCCGCUGGCUCUGGAAUGGAAGCGGAGAAGAUGGAUGAGAAUGAAUGGCGAUACCACGGGGAAGGCAACAAAAGCCUUGUCGUCUCCCACAGACAGCGUUGUGUGGUACUACGUUUUUUGAAAUUUCCACUGAACCGAAAUAAGACUCCAGAAGAAAUAUUUCAUCAUCUUCAGAAUAUAGUGCACUUUUGCAAACACAUCAUGAAACAGUUUUUUGGGGAGAAUUAUGUUCAUCAUGGGGAAGUUGUACAGCUACCUUUGGACUUUGUAAAACAGCUUUGUUUAAAGAUCCAGUCAGAGAGGCCAGAGUCUCGCUGUGAUAAAGACAUGGAUACUUUUAGUGGUUAUGCUAUGUGCCUUCCUAACCUCACUAGGCUGCAUUUUGUUGAACAUCGACCAAUAAUUUGUAUUGAGAUUAAGCCCAAAUGUGGAUUUCUCCCUUUCUCCAGUUAUGUUUCACAAGAAAUAAAGUACAAAGUGUGCCGUUAUUGCAUGCAUCAACAUCUAAAGGUAGCAAAAGGAAAGUGGAAACGGCUAAGUAAAUAUUGUCCUCUAGAUCUCUUCUCAGGAAAUAAACAACGAAUGCACUUUGCCUUGACAAGCCUGUUACAGGAGGCACAGAAUAAUUUAAAAAUAUUUAAGAACGGUGAACUAAUUUAUGGUUGUAAAAAUAAUGUGGACUCUCCCUCUGAUUUAAAUGAACUUGCACACCAUCUGAAGCCUUUCUUCUUUCCUUCAAAUGGCCUAGUUGGUGGGCCCCACUGUACAAGGACUAUUCUGAAAGAACUGAUUCAUGUAAUAACAAUGACUCUACUGAGUAGCACAGAUAACUGCAAAGCAGGUGAUAUGAAGACUGUUCCCUCCUCACAAGGAUGGAGUUACUGUGAAGCUAGUGCGUUCAAUAAAGAGCUAGUAAGAAAUGGUAAAAAUAAAAUGGAGAGUUCUGGCUUGCCAAGGGAAUGUCUCCUCUACAAAACACUUCAGGCUCAGAUGCUGGACAUGCUGGAUAUUGAGGGCAUUUAUCCUUUGUACAGCAGAAUAGAACAAUACUUGGAAGAAUUUCCCAAAGAGAGGAAUAUGUUACAGAUUGAUGGACCUUAUAAUGAAUCAUUCUAUGAGAAGCUACUUGAUCUCUCAAGUGAGGAUGAUGGUACGGUCGCAUAUGCAUUGACAAAGGUUCAGCAGUAUAGAGUUGCAAUGACAGCAAAGGACUGCUCUAUCAUGAUUGCCCUUUCACCUUGUCAACAGGAUGAAUGUUCAGCAGAGAGGCCAGUGGUUCUGACUUCCAAAUCAAGAUUCACCUUUUCAGUCUCUGUCUUGGACCUAGACCUCAAGCCAUAUGAAAGUAUUCCCCAUCAGUACAAACUUGAUGGGAAGAUAGUAAGCUACUACUUGAAGAACACACAGGCCAAAGAUGACUCCGUAAUGUCAAGUCUCUUGAAAGAGAAUGAAGACUGCACACUAGUUCUUCAUAAAAUGUAACUGGCUAGAUAUUUAUUUGAACCUAGAGAAGGGGGGAAGGUGAAGAAUUAAGUUAUGUUGGUUUUCUAUUUACAGUUGUGCUUUAAAUUUUAUAUGCCUUUCAGAAACACAGAAAUACCACUCAGACCAUCUUGAAGGAAUGAGCUGACGGUAAAACAGACCUGUACAUACUCUUUAGAGCCAUUAGUAAAUCAGUUGCUCUGAAAGUAGUUAACUGUGACUACUUUAUGAUGCAUAGAAUAGACUUUUUUGAACUUAAUUCUUCAGUUCAUGGAAGCAGCAUUCCCAUGAGGUGUGCCUAUGCAACUCUGUGAAUAUUAUGUGCAUUGCUGAGUAGCACUUGUUCAAAGCAAAUGGUUACAGUGGCUCAUUUUACAUUUAAGAUAAUUCUGAAGCUGGCUAGCGGACCUAUACUGCUGCCUAGGUUGCAGCUUGCAUAUGAACAGAAAUAUAGUUUUCAUAGCCUUGUGAGAACAUACUACACUUUUUUUCUGAACAUAAUACUGCAAUGAUUGCUCAUAAUUGAGUUGAGUAAAUGAAAAUAAACUUGCAAAAGAAAAGUAUCUUAUUUAAGGAUAUAGUGAAAAACAUCUUUGCUUUAAUUAGUCAAGAGUAAAGCUGUCAAAACAAACUAGUUCAUUCUUAAAAACAAGCUCUUCCUUUAAAAAAGGAGCUUUGUGAAAAGUUCUGUAGAACAAUUUAAUUGCAAACAAGCCCUUUCUAAUAAUCCAGUUCUAACAAAAUAAUACUAAACCUCUUCUAGUAAUUCUUAUUUCCAAAUAAAAUGCUUACACCUAUCCCUCAUUGAUAUUCUGUUAUCUUCCAGUACAGCAAGUCAAUCCAAGGCUUAAAUGGGAAGCAACUUAAGAGUUAAAAAUACUGGCUUUGAUUUUUCUUGAGUGGUAGGUUUUCUUUUUCUAUUCAUGUUCCCUCUUUAGACAUUAAACCUGCAGUUCACUUUUCAAGGGCUUAUGAAUGCAGUAAUCGAGAGAUUCCAAUGUGAACUUUAUGUGCAUUGAAAACUUAGAUAGGCAUUAAAUAUCCUCACCAAAGGCAUAUUCUCUAGAAGUGCCUGUGCAUGAUUUGUCACUUGCCUUUGCUCUAUACUUUGUCUACAAAAAUAGGAAAACAGCGGAAACAUACUUAAGGAUUGGCAGAGUGAAGGCUCUGUGGAACCCUGGUUGUAGGCCUGACUUGUGGGUGGUGCUGUAAGGAAGUCCCUGCUCAUAUGCUGGCUGUGUGAAGGAUCCUCUGAAUGCAGAACGGUUACAGUGCCCACGGGGGCAGGCAGGCUUAUUGUGGAAAAGGAGCACGUGUCAUAUGGUUGUCCUGUAGCAGCAACCUUAACCCUAAGGGGAGCGAGCCUCUUAUACAAGCUCUGAGCAACUUCUGGUUAAAGCUGCUUCAGUCAUUUAGAAAGUAGCAGUGGCUUGGACCUGGGGGUGCACAAAAAGACCGGUGCUCCUGCUCACACCGUGCAGCUUCCUUGACUUCUGCAGGCUUCCCCAUCCUGCAGCCUUCCAGAGGCCCCUUUGGGUCUCCGGAAUGGCUUUGUAUGGGUGCGCUGGGAGGGGGAGCCAGGAAAACUCCACUGUAGGGUGCAGACGCUGCAAGUUUCUCUGGAUCUAAUCUGUUACCUGUAUUUCAACCGGAGCAUUUCGAAGUACCUUCUGUUCCAACUGACUUCUUUGUCACCAGUGGCCAGAUUUCCUUAACUUUUUUGAAAGGAAUCCUUAUCCCUUGCCAUACAGUUCGGCUGCUACAAUAACAUUAAAUGUAAUGGUAAUAGUUUAAAACCUAUAUUGUUUUCAUACUUACUGUUAUAAAUACUUUCUUAAUUUUGUAUGUAUCUCUAGUGAUUCUUACCCCUACUCAGAUUAAUACUGAAAACGCCUGUCUUGUGAGAGCAGUCCAACUUAAGACUUGGUUACAUAGAUGCUGCAUACCUUGAAUUGCAGAUUGUCAAGCCAUCCAACUGCAGAUUAGGGCAUCCAUCUGGUCUGAGAUUUGAGUUGGGUUGAGUCUAGUAAAGCUACAGCAGUUUUUAAUUAGUUAGCUAGCUGUGAAUGUUGCUGUGAUGCUAAGGAUUAAUACCUAACUCAAAGACUAUGUCUUGGGAUGUAAAUUUUCUGCCAGAAAGACUGUCAGUCCAUAGUUGCCCAAACAAUAAAGCAGAAUGAGGAAGUAGAACAAAGAGCUGUGUAGCCAGGUCCAUUUGCCGCUGCAUAUUGCAGAUGGAAACUAAACCAUGAGAACCAGGUCAGAUUGUGCCUAGUAUCACCUGGGGUUAGAAAGGCAGUUGAAAUGCUGCUUAAGGUACUCUCUCAAUUCUGGAUUUCAAGACUGGAGCUCCACCAAAUCGCUACACAGUUGCUUUUUAUGGAGACUAUUGAGGCACUUUAAAAGAGCAAUGAGAACUUUGAUGUAGCUACUAAUGGGCUAGAGUAGCAUUAAAAGCUCAUCGAACAGACCUACUCCUCAGAAAUAAACAGAGUGGGCUAGUUUGCAUGAUCAAAACAAGUCACUGUGGCUUGUUCUGAGCUGUGAAGUGUUGUAGGUACAAUUUGCACAAUCACAUCCAAGUUGUGAUUUAUUCUAUUGAGGCAAACCCAGGUGGCAUAACUUUUUGCAGGUUUAAAUAAAUCUAAAAUAACCCUACAAUGAGCCAUGAGUUACUUGAGGGUUGUUUAACCCUCCAAAGAACCAUGCUGCUUGGGUUUGUUCUAAACAAAUAAACCAUGGCUUGGAAAUGGCAAAUUGCACCUGACAUUUGUUUAAGCCAGGGUAGCCUGUUUAGGUUGUGUAGACCAGGUGAAUGGCAAGUUUUAUGUGAGUCAGUGCCCUCUUUUGUUGUUGUUGUAUUCUGUAUUUCCUGGGACUAAAAAAUCAACACCUUGCAAUUUGUAAAUCACAGUUUAUGCUUGGAUCCACUGUAAAUUAAAAUUUCACCCAUAUGUUUUUAUGAAAGAGGUGUUAUAAACCUGUUUUUGCCUUCAUUCACUGAUUGUGGAAGAAAUAGUUGUGCUACUGUAUGUUUUUUUUUUUACAUCUUAAGAUUGAUUUCAUUUAACUUCAAUCUAAAAAUCACUGUUACAUAUACAGCUGUGAACUGAAACUGCCACUUUUUAUAGACUUGAAUUUAUUAGGUUGAUCUAAAGAGGUUCUAGGAAAUGUUAUGGAAGGGGAAAAACCACUUUGAUUCAGAAAGUUAAUUUUUUUUUAAUGAAGUUCACUCAACUUGUACCUUAUUGUUUGGCAUUUUGUAUUUAAAAGGCGGUAUUUAUUUGUCAUUACAAUUUAUAUAUUUGUGCCAUAAUUGUACAGAUAGCAUGUUUUAUGGGUAUGGUUUCUAAAUGGAAGAUAACUUAAUGUUUAUAUUCAAUAAAAUGAUAGAUGUAUAA
Varanus komodoensis (Komodo dragon) is the source of this 5125-nucleotide messenger RNA. It is a transcript of the gene IPPK, whose product is annotated as inositol-pentakisphosphate 2-kinase. The coding region runs from base 258 to 1724 and encodes 488 amino acids. Gene Ontology annotation, biological process: inositol phosphate biosynthetic process. Gene Ontology annotation, cellular component: nucleus. The transcript is spliced from 13 exons. The record is from RefSeq and is a predicted model, not a curated record. Gene Ontology annotation, molecular function: inositol-1,3,4,5,6-pentakisphosphate 2-kinase activity; ATP binding. NCBI's taxonomy places the organism in Eukaryota, Metazoa, Chordata, Lepidosauria, Squamata, Varanidae.